Molecule: messenger RNA, 743 nt
Organism: Eutrema salsugineum
Lineage: Eukaryota; Viridiplantae; Streptophyta; Magnoliopsida; Brassicales; Brassicaceae
Product: pollen-specific protein-like At4g18596
Exons: 2
Coding region: 96-614 (172 amino acids)
Source: RefSeq, a predicted model, not a curated record
CCUCUUCUCUAAACAUAUAUCUCAACAAAGAACACGAUUAUAAAAGAGAAGAGGUAUCAAAAAAGACAAGAAUCUUUAAAUCAUUUUUCAAACAAAUGGCGAACAAAGCCAUCUUCUUCUUCUUUGUCUCCGCCGUGUGCCUGUCGUCUCUCGCCGGCAAGGCCCUCGCUGACGCCGAUGACUUUGACCGUUUCCAAAUUCAGGGAUCGGUUUACUGUGACACAUGCCGUGUCCAAUUCGUUACCCGUCUCAGCAAAUUCCUUGAAGGCGCGAAAGUGAAGCUAGAGUGCAGGAGCAGAGCAAACGGAACCGUAACGUUGACGAAAGAAGCCGUAACGGACAAAUCAGGGAGCUACAGAAUGGAAGUGACUGGUGACCACGAGGAGGAGGUCUGCGAGCUCGUGCUCGUCCAGUCACCAGACAGUGGCUGCAGUGACGUCAGCAAAGAGGCUUACCUACGUAACGCCGCUAAGAUCAGCCUGACGGCGAAUGACGGAAUCGUCUCUCACGAGACACGUAUCGUUAACCCUCUCGGUUUCAUGGUUAAGACGCCGUUAGCUGACUGUGCCGCCGCUUUUAAGGAGCUUGGGAUCGUUCCUGACGUCACCUUCUAAUUAUGAUGACCACUUUUACCUCCAAAGAUCGUUAUUUAACUGUCAUCUCUAUUGUAUGUUUUUUUAUAUACCAAAAAAAAAAUUGUAAUUUGAUAAAAUACAAAAAAAUGCGGUAAUGAAAAUAAUUUA